Pistacia vera is the source of this 718-nucleotide messenger RNA. RefSeq names its product transcription factor bHLH36-like. Lineage: Eukaryota; Viridiplantae; Streptophyta; Magnoliopsida; Sapindales; Anacardiaceae. Gene Ontology annotation, biological process: regulation of transcription by RNA polymerase II. The transcript is spliced from 3 exons. The record is from RefSeq and is a predicted model, not a curated record. Gene Ontology annotation, molecular function: protein dimerization activity; RNA polymerase II transcription regulatory region sequence-specific DNA binding; DNA-binding transcription factor activity, RNA polymerase II-specific. Bases 1 to 705 code for a protein of 234 amino acids. Gene Ontology annotation, cellular component: RNA polymerase II transcription regulator complex.
AUGGACAAUAUUCCAUCAUCCACGUUUCACUUUGACCAAACCGAUCAUGAUCAUCAUGAUCUUCUGGUUCAAUUAUCUUCUUAUCCUAAUUGCCAACAAGAUCAAUCCAACAACUCUGAUUUUAGACAACCCACAAAAGCAUCAAACGCUAGUUUUGGUGUCAAUGACGACAAUCCCAGAGACAGUAAGAAAAGAAAGAUAAUGCAUAGAGAUAUCGAACGACAAAGAAGACAAGAAAUGGCUACCCUUUAUAGGGAUCUACGAUCUCUACUUCCUCUUGAAUAUCUCAAGGGGAAGAGAUCUAUAUCUGAUCACAUGUACGAGGCUGUGAAGUAUAUAAAAGAUCUACAAAGUAGGAUCCAAGAGAAGGGUGAGAGGAGAGAUGAACUUCAAAGAUUUUCGGAAUCAUCAGCAUUAAGUUUUCCAUCCGAAUGCUCACAAGUUGAUAAACAUAAAGAAGACAGUGUCACGGUUAGAGCUUGUUUGGAAGGAAUAGAAGUUGUUGUAAGUACUACCUUGACAAAAGGGCUUCCUCUUUCGAGAGUGCUGGAAGUUCUCAGUGGAGAAGGCCUAAAUAUCGUUAAUUGCAUGUCCACUAAAAUAAAUGAAAGUUUUCUACACACUAUUCAAUCUGAGGUGAGUGAUGGAAGAAGCAUUGAUAUGUGUGAACUGCAACGAAAAAUAAUGAAAUCAACAUUCCCAUGAUUGAAUUAGCGAG